Messenger RNA from Meleagris gallopavo (turkey), 946 nucleotides. NCBI's taxonomy places the organism in Eukaryota, Metazoa, Chordata, Aves, Galliformes, Phasianidae. The record is from RefSeq and is a predicted model, not a curated record.
CGUGUCUUCCUUGCAGACUCAGACCCUUGCACACCAGAUGCUCCUCCUGCUGCCACUUCUCCACCAACUUCAGAAGAACUCGGACCUUUCACUGCACCAGCAUCACCCUCUUCUUCCUCUGAUCCUGGUACUGCAUCAUUUUCACCACCGCUACCUCCUUGCGUUGCAGCCUUGCAUCCCAAACCACCUCCUGUUCCACCACCACCGCCAGCUUCUGCUGGCACAGUUCACCCUGGACUCCCUUCUGUUCCUGCACCACCUGCCUCUACUUCAUCCCUGCACCCUGGACUUUAUCUGCCAGUCGUCCCACCCGGCAGUGCCACCCACCUCAUCAACUGGCUGCCCUUCUUGGCUUCAGCAACACUCGCCACCAUCCGCGGGAAGGAGGAGGAUCAGCCACCUGUAGGAACAUGCUCCUUGGAAAGCGUGAAGCGAAGCAGCAGUGCACCCCCACCGCCCUCCCAUGAUGACAACCACCGUGCUGCAUCCGUGGAAGACAGGGCUCCAGAAGCUGCUUCCCUGCCAGCGGCUGCCCGCGCCGUGCCCUCCAGCUCUGAGCAGGGAUCAGCAAAUGUGAGUGACAUCCUGGCAGAGCUGCGGACCAUGAACGGCCACCUGUCUGUCAUUGCUCGAGCCCUGACACAGCUGGCCUCAUCGCUGGCACCGCAGCAGGGCACACGUGGCACCCCACCUCCUUAGAGCUGGGUGGCCCAUCCUGCUCACCAGGGUGACAUUGGCCAGGGACAAUCCAUGAUGGAGAUGUGGAGGAGGGAGACCCUGCACGAUCCUGCCCAUGUGCUCUGUGCUGUUUCACUGUGCUCUCUGACACAUGCCGAGACAAACCCCAAUUUUUUUUUUAUUAUUUGUUUGUUUAUUUCCUCCUUGUAAACGGCUGCAUAUAUUAAAAAAAAAAAAAGUUUUUGUGGUAUUGGUAAUAAAACUGUUU